Chionomys nivalis (European snow vole) is the source of this 543-nucleotide messenger RNA. RefSeq names its product host cell factor C1 regulator 1. The record is from RefSeq and is a predicted model, not a curated record. The transcript has a single exon. NCBI's taxonomy places the organism in Eukaryota, Metazoa, Chordata, Mammalia, Rodentia, Cricetidae. Bases 25 to 375 code for a protein of 116 amino acids.
CUAUCUGCAGGACCCUGAAACGUAAUGAUCCUACAACAGCCCCUGGAGCGAGGCCCCCCAAGUCGGGACCCACGGGCCACCACUGGGGUGGCUCGCGGCCUGGACGCCAGGGAGCCCUUGCACAAGCAGUUUCUUUCCGAGGAGAACAUGGCCACCCACUUCUCUCGACUCAGCCUACAUAAUGACCACCCCUACUGCAGUCCCCCUGUGACUUUCCCCCAGGUCCUGCCACCACUCAGGAGCUCUUGCCCAGAGCUGCUUCUCUGGCGCUAUCCUGGGAGCCUGAUCCCUGAGGCCCUCAGGCUACUGAGGCUGGGGGAUACCCCCAGUCCCUUCUACCCUGCAUCCCCAGCUGGGGACAUCAUGGAGCUCUAAGUGCUGACGGCCAGUUUCCCUCCCCACCUUGUUCCUGGACAACAAAGAUCAGCAACCCCAACCCCGACCCCCCCCAGAAGGAAGAGGUCCUUCCCCCUGUAACAGGAUAGAUGAUACUGAACUCAGAGAAACCCUGAAUGGAAGGGGCAGUAGCUUGGGAAGGGGAAA